Cygnus atratus (black swan) is the source of this 3967-nucleotide messenger RNA. RefSeq names its product mitochondrial transcription termination factor 2 (gene MTERF2). Gene Ontology annotation, molecular function: double-stranded DNA binding. Gene Ontology annotation, cellular component: mitochondrial matrix. The coding region runs from base 9 to 1316 and encodes 435 amino acids. Gene Ontology annotation, biological process: regulation of DNA-templated transcription; termination of mitochondrial transcription. Lineage: Eukaryota; Metazoa; Chordata; Aves; Anseriformes; Anatidae. The record is from RefSeq and is a predicted model, not a curated record. The transcript has 2 exons.
GGGCCGCCAUGGCGGCGGGGCAGCUGGGCAUGCCCGAGCCGGCUGCGGCUCGCCCCGCCCGGCGGCAGGGCCCGGCGGGGCCGCGCAGCGUUCGGCGGCGGGAGGCAGGGCUGCAUUCCAUGAUGUUGAGAGGAGUCACUCAUGGUGCAAGAGAUACAUUUACACUCCUGUUGGCAAGAUCUCAGUACUGUAACCCUGGAUUGAAAUUUUUGUCCUUACGGACUGAAGUAAGGAACAGAAGCUUCUUAAUACAUUCCACAUAUACAACCGAUACAAAAUCGAGAGAGGAAAAUAAAAAGACCAUUGAGAGCCUCUACAGAUUGUCGGUCGACGUUAAGAAAAUACGCAGACUGAAGGAAUGGGUCCUUCUCCAGGAGGUGGCCUACAUUCAAGAAGUUGCUAGCAUCUUACAAGAAAUGGGAGCAGAUGAGACCGCUGUAGCCAGUAUUUUAGAACGUUGCCCAGAGGCAAUUCUCCGUAGUCCUGCAGAGAUAAACGCUCAAAGAGCUCUAUGGCAAUUAGUAUGCCAGAAUGAAAAACAGUUGAUUAAAUUAAUAGAGCAGUUUCCAGAGUCUUUUUUUACUACUGGGCAUCAUGAGAACCAGAAAGCAAAUAUUCUGUUCUUUCAAGAGCUAGGACUUAAGAAUAAUAUAAUCACCAGGUUCUUAACAAGCGCACCCAAUAUUUUCUACAAUCCUGUUGAAAAAAAUAAAAAGGUGAUAGAGACGUUACAGAGAAAUUAUUUAAAUUUAGGAGGUUCUGAUGCCAAUAUGAAGGUCUGGAUACUGAAGUUACUGAGCCAGAAUCCAUUUAUUUUAUUAAAUACCUCCACCGCAAUCCAGGAGAACUUGGAGUUUCUCCAGAAGAGUGAUUUCAGUGACCACGAAGUACUACAGCUGCUGUCUAAACUUAAAGGUUUUAUUUUUCAGCUUACUCCGACUACUAUGCAGAAGAGCAUGCUUUUUUCCAAAAACGUCUUUAAGUGCAGCGAUCAAGAAUUAAAAGAACUAGUGCUGAAAUGCCCGGCCCUUCUCUACUAUUCUGUUCCAAUUCUGGAAGAAAGACUCGGAGGACUGCUGAAGGAAGGAAUUUCUAUCGCGCAGAUUAGAGACACACCGAUGGUGCUGGAGUUGACAACACAAAUUGUUCAGUACAGAAUUAAAAAACUCUCUGCUUUGGGAUAUAAUAUAAAGAGUGGAAGUCUAGAAAGCUUAAAUGGCACUAAGAAAGAUUUUGAAGUCAAUUAUGGCAAGAUACAGUCAAAGAAGGAGAGACCAAUAUUUAAUCCUGUUGCUCCUCUAAACACUCAAGACUAAUUUGAAUGCUGUAUUUUAAGUUAUGCAAAAGAAAACGAUCAAAGAUGUCUCGGUUCUCUGAUAAGAGCUGAAACAAAAGUCACCUUCACCAGAUUGUAGUCCUAGCUGUGCUUUGUCCAGGUGUGGGUUUUAUAUGUGCAACUUCAUUAUCCAGUUGUAGCCUUCUAAUGCUUCCAGGUAGUACCGUAGAAUCUGGCUAUGAGAAAGGUUGAUUCAUCAUGUACAUAAAGACUUGUUUAUCCCCCAGGGAGCAUCUCACGUGGCUUUUUGGUUCUGUUACAUUUCCUCAUCUAGACUGGCCGCUAGUGUCUUUGGCUUUUCAGUGCCUUCACUGCACACUCCAGCCUGUGGUAGCUCAUAGCAUAAUCCGUACCAGAGAAAGAAAAGAAGGAGGGUUAUUUUUCCAGUAGUAUUCACCCACCCACUGGUCCACUGACUUUUGGAGAUGCUUUUUGAGUUCCUUUCCUUACUGCUGCAGGAAGUGGCUCUAGUUUGUAGAUCUGAACUGAAGCAGGCAGCUUCUUGGCUGGCAGGACCAAGCUGGAGCACAGUCAGAGAAUGGGGGCAGAACACAGGUUUUUGUUUAGCAACUGCUGCAGUGAGGCCCUGCUAUGUUCAUUUACAAACCAUAACACAAAGGAACUACAAGACAACCUCCUUGAAAUUUCCGAGACUUCAAAACCGACUACUUUUACAAAAGGAUUGGGAGCACAAGGAAAUACAUUUAUUGCUAUUAUAUGGUAGUUCAUUUCUUCUUUGCUAGCAAGGCAUGGGGAGAGAAGAGGCUAGGGAGAAACUCACAAGGGCCCCAAACAAUUGGGGAAAGGAAGAAGCCCCACUGUUACAUGGGUGUAUCAACAAAACUCCAGCACAAAACUCCAGCCUGUAAACUACUGGUGAUUAAAAAUGACCAUCAGCUUUGCAAACAGCUGCCACAGUUUCUAAAUAUAUGGGUGACAACUUCUCAGAUAUCACUGUACAGAUAUCACUGUAUGAUAAUUGUUGAGUGCUGGCUUUUAAAAUAGUACCUAUCCGACAGCAUUUAAGUUCUUAGGGGAUUUUUAUUUAUUUUCAUGUGUGGUCUGUGAAUAAUAGUAUGAAAUAGUAGCCCCAUUAAAGAUCCUCUCAGUAGAAUUAGAGUCAGUGAUUUUAUGUCUCAAAAAAACAAGCCACCACCAAAAUACCCCACAAGCUUUCCUAAGCAGCUAUUCCAUACACGCUCCACCUUGACAGCAGGGCGUAAAUCAGGCACACACCCCCCUGGGCCAUUCUCCAAGGUCAUUUUUUAGCAGGCAUUUUAGCAGCACGGCCGGGGCGUUCCUUUCUCGAAGAGGAGUUUUAAAUUACAGAGGAAAGCUGGUAUUGAGUUACUUAUUUGGAGGGUGGGCUGCACAAGACGCUGAUUUCAUACAGCCGCGAGCUCGGCAAGGGCUGGAAACAUCUGGCUGGAGCCGAGCCAGGACGGCAGCAGCUGAAGGUGCGAGUGGAGCCAUGGAGGUGAGCACCCCUCUGGUGGGAGCACGCAUGACCGGCGAGAAUUCAAGUGACGCUGUUGGCAGCAUGGUAAGAGCUCGGCUGUCUUACUGAGCCACUUCUCUGCUGACUCUUCCAAAAGAGUUUUGUAAGUUCCUUUUAUAAGGUUCGUUUUAUAAGAGGAAGCUGGGAGGACUGCCGUAUUAAAAUUCACGGUCACUAGCCUUUGUCACAUUAGGACUGUAAAAGUUGAGCACCGAAGGACAAAGAGCACACCAUUUGAAGUCAAAAGCCUCCUUCCCCUCAGAUACAAGGGGGCAUUUCAGCACUCUGAAGGCAUUCGUAAUGCAAUCUACUGUAAUGAUGAACCCCAGAAAUGAUCAGUGAUUUAGGGAUGAGAAGGAGACCAAGACAUAAGAGAAUGUUUUCCAUAAAAACAGUCUCAGCAUUUCCACAGGUAUCUGUUUGUAAAAUCCCUGCUACAGCUUAUUCCCAUCACUUAAAGUACUUCCAGUGGCAGUGGAGAAAACAGGAAAGUGACAUAUUUCCUUAACAGAGCCACAGCCUGAGUUAUCCCAAGCUCAUUUUCCCUUCUGAAUGUUUCAAUUCCCCCGCCCUUCCCCUUUCAAAACAAAAGCAUGAAGAGAAAGACUGUUUCCAUACUAGCAGACCCAAAUUCAUUCAAUCCUUCAUUCAUAACUCUUUGUCUCUUCCCAGAUACAUUUAUAAUGAAACCUCUGGUAAGUCCCAGUUACCAAAACAUUUUCUUAGAGACUACUACAGCACUGAAAUCCUCUUCCUAACCUCUUGCUGUUACAGUGAAUAUGAAUUGUUUAUACUGUUUAAUAUUUGCACAUAGAAGUCCACAGCCCAGCCUUUCUCUAUAGAAUGAGCAGUCAGGCAUACGAGUUGUCUUCAUAAACAUUUUCCUGGCCCCCCAUUUCGAAAGGGGAAAUAAGUUUGUUUUUUUUUUUAAAUAAGGUUCCAUAUUCCAUUCAACUCCCUAUGAUCUCAAAAGUGGGUAUCCCCAACCUUUAGUUCCCAAGAGAAAAACAGACAAACAAACAAACAAGCAGUGAAGAGGAUUUUGUGUUGUGUCUAUGCGCAGACACCACCGCAGCAAAGUGAGGUUUUUGCUAAGAGCUGCUCAGUACUAUGUAGAUCCAGGUUCCCUAGGC